ACAGAAGCGUUCGGAAGUGAAAUAUAUUUUAUUAAUAAUAUUAGCAGUCGAGCUGUGCCAGCUUUUUGUGCUUAUAAACUUUGACUCGUGCAAGCGCUGUCGCCGUCUGUUAGCAGCACGCAAAAUUAACAAAAGUGAAUGAAUUUACGAAAAGGCUAACCAAACCAGCUGUAAUUAAUUUUCGUUACUGCGGGUGCAAAUAUACGUUUGCGAUUUGCGGCACACAAGAAAAAAGGUGUUUGCCUUAAAGUGCGCCAUAAACUAAAAGGCAACGGCAGCAGCAGCAGCUGGAGAGACGGCCCACCCAAAACGCCUACAACAACAACAAAAAAAACUAGCAAACGGAGAAAUCACAACGCCAACAGCCAACAGCCAACGGGCAGCGAGCGUGUGACAGUUGACAAAAAAAAAGAGAAAAAAAAAGAAAAGGCCACAGCGUUGCCACAUUUCAGCAGCAGCAGCCAUAGAGAAAAAAGCGCCGUGUGUAUUUGUUAUCUGCCAGCUAGCAAUAGCAAUAGAGAUAGCGAUUACGCUUUGAGUACCGUUAACAACGUCAGGCAUUGCGCUCAUUGCACAGAGCAAAGCUCAACAACAGCAACCCCACUCGGCAACUGAGUGCAAGAGAUCGAGCACACACAUUGACAGCUACACGGAGCGAGAGAGAGAGCGUGCUUGUGUGUGUGUGUGCGAGCGAAGAGAGUGUGUCGUCGGGAGCAGCAGCAGCAGCGAAACCGACGCCAACUCAACGAAAAACUUCACCCACUGAUUGUGCGAGUACUGAGCGCGCGCGCGUCUGUCGCACGUAGGCAAAACAAAAAAAACAACAAAAAAAAAAAAGAGGGAAAAUAUUAUCGUCUGUCAAAAUGUUUGCUGUAAUGCGAAUCGACAACGAUGACUGCCGGUCGGAUUUCCGUCGCAAGAUGCGUCCGAAGUGUGAGUUCAUUUGCAAGUAUUGCCAGCGGCGUUUCACCAAGCCAUACAAUCUGAUGAUACACGAGCGCACGCACAAAUCCCCAGAGAUAACAUAUUCCUGUGAGGUCUGCGGCAAAUAUUUCAAGCAACGUGAUAAUCUGCGUCAGCACAGAUGUAGUCAGUGUGUUUGGCGAUAAGCUAAAUUAUCAUAAAUACAAUAUAUACGCAAAAAAAAAAUAGCAACACACAGCAAUAUAAAAUAUAUAAAAAACAAGAAAAAAAAAUGAACACCAUCAGAUAUCUAAGCACCGCAGCACCAACAGCAAAAACAAGAACCGCACGCAAUAUCACAAAUAUUAUAUAUUAAAGCAAUGGAAAAUGGGCAAAUGUCAUAUAGAUAGAGUUAUCGAUAUUUGCUGGUUAUCGGUAAUCGAUCGCAGCAGCAAGUACAGCCAAGCACAGCAUUAUACCACCAGCACCAGCACCAGCACCACUACCACGCCCACCGCCCACUCUCAUGCACCACACACACAAGCUUCUUCCUCUUGAUGCAUUCGUCAGCGGCAGCAUCAGCAGCAGCAGCAGCAGCUGCAACAAGUGCAACAAGUGCAACUGCAACGAUAAACAUCGGAAUGCAAUCGGGUGUUGGUAUUCGAUAAUUCGCUUAUGUUUAUUACACGGUUUGGUUGUUCUUUUUGUUCUUUUCUCUCUCAAAAUAUUAAUUAAUGGUUUUUCGAAAACGUGCACUUGCCAC
Drosophila novamexicana is the source of this 1666-nucleotide messenger RNA. It is a transcript of the gene drm, whose product is annotated as protein drumstick. Gene Ontology annotation, molecular function: RNA polymerase II transcription regulatory region sequence-specific DNA binding; DNA-binding transcription factor activity, RNA polymerase II-specific. The record is from RefSeq and is a predicted model, not a curated record. Gene Ontology annotation, cellular component: nucleus. Gene Ontology annotation, biological process: regulation of transcription by RNA polymerase II; embryonic hindgut morphogenesis; embryo development. Bases 864 to 1109 code for a protein of 81 amino acids. The transcript is spliced from 3 exons. Lineage: Eukaryota; Metazoa; Arthropoda; Insecta; Diptera; Drosophilidae.